AUGGAAUUUAGGCAUUGGAUUAAAUCAAAAGACCAAGAUAACAAAGAACAGGGUCAACUAACAAUUCUGUCUUUCAAUAUUUUAUCUAGACAUUAUGCAUACGAAAAUCUUUUCCCAUAUGCGGGAGCAUUCUUACAAUGGGAGUAUAGAUUUCCAUUAAUCAAUGAAACUAUAAAUCAACUAAAAUGUGAUAUAAUGUGUUUUCAAGAAAUGGAAUAUCAAUUAUAUGAAAAGUAUUGGAGGAAAAUGCUUGUUGACUACGAAAGUCAUUUUGUAAGGAAACCACCUGCUGGACAUUGGUGUAAAGCAGAAAAAUUCAUGGACGGAGUCAGCAUAUUUGUUAAUAGUAAAAGAUUCGAAGUACAGGAUAAAUUAGAAGUUCAUUUAGCUAAAUUAAUUACCCAGAAUACACCCGGAGUCACUCGAGACUUGUACGAAAGAGUCAUGUCUAAAAAUACAGUAGCAUUAAUCUUAAAACUAUAUGAUAAACUUCAUGCAAAAAUUGUUUAUGUAGCCAAUACUCACUUGUAUUGGUCACCUAAACAUAAUGAUGUCAAAGUAUUACAAACAAAAUUAUUAUUAAAUGCAUUAAACAACUUUAUAGACGAUCCAUAUCAAGCUCAUAUAAUCCUUGCAGGAGAUUUCAAUGCAAAUUCUCAAUCAAAUGUUUUCAAAUUAAUAGAUUCAAAAAGUAAUCCAUCUCGUACAAUUAAUAUUACUGAUUGUCCUGAGUUUUCCUCAUAUGAUUAUGGGAUUGAUAAUAAUCUUAUAAGCCAUAAAAAUGAAAUUAAAAAUCCAAUAGAACUCACAAGUUCUUAUCAUUCUAUAAUAUCUCGACAAGAGUUAAAUUUUACAACUUACUGUAAAGAUUUUACUGAUGAAAUAGAUCAUAUCUUUAUCAGCCAACAACAAAUCUUGUUACAGCAAAUUCAGGGUCAAACUCAACCUCCACAACCUCAAGUUAAUGGAGGUCAGUUUAAUCAACCCAAUGAAAACUAUAAUGAUAUAUAUAAUAACAAUUAUCAAAGAGCUCAACCACCUCAAUUACAACAGCAACAAUUCUUUGCUCAAUAUCCCCAAAAUCAACAACAAACUCAACAACAAUUACCAUAUCAACAAAAUCCUCAACAACAACCUCAAUUACAACCACAACAAUAUCAACAACAACAACAAAUUCCUCGUCCUCCUCAUUUACAACAAACUCAUCAACAACAACAAUUCUAUAAUCAGGCUGCACUUCAACAACAAGUCCAGCAAGUCCAGCAAGUUCAACAGGUGCAACAAGUUCAACAAGUUCAACAGGUUCAACAACAGCAACAACAACCUCAACAACCUACUUUACCAAAAAUCAUUUCUGUUGAAAAUCCAACUACCCCAUAUUGGCAACAACAACAACAAUUAGCACAAUUAUCAAGAAAUGCAACCAUUCCUCAUUAUUAUGCAAGACAUUAUGCAUCAAAUUCAAGAAAACUCAAAAAUCCAUAUAGUGAGAAUAAACCUACAUCAUUAGUAGAUGCAACAAGAAGCACAGUUGAAGAAUUGGAAAAAACCUUAAAACCUGUAAGCACUGGUGGCUCAAGUACUCCAACUACCAACGCAGCUCUUUUGUAUAAUAAGAAAGUUACUCAAGAUCAUGAUGAUGAUCAUUUACAAGAAGAACAAAGAAUGAGAAUUAAAACUAAUGGAUUACAAUUAUGGUGUCAAUUGGAUUUAAGUGGUCAAGGUCUUAUUUAUAUAUCACCUAAAUUAUUCCAAUAUGACUUUCUAGAAUCAUUGUAUCUUAAUAAUAAUAAGCUUGUCGAAGUUCCUAAAAUAAUUAAGCAAUUGAAGAAUUUAAGAGUCUUAGAUUUAUCCUAUAAUAGACUUGAAAGUGUACCUGCCGAACUAGGGUUAUGUUUCAAUUUAAGAUUUCUUUAUUUGUUUGAUAAUAAUAUCAAAACAUUACCUAAUGAAUUUGGUAAUUUAAUUGAAUUAUCAUUCUUGGGGAUUGAAGGUAAUCCUAUAGAUUCAGUAAUAGCCAAUUUAAUUGCGGAUAAAGGUACUAAAGAAUUAAUAAAAUACUUGAGAGACUUAAAGACUGAUCUUAAACCAAAACCAAGACCAUGGAUAGUUAUUGAAGAUGAUGGUGAAGUUUUGGAUUCCGAAAAUGAAGUUUAUUCAGGUGAAACUAAUUCAUCAGAUUCAUUUACUAUGUUAUGUUAUAAUACUUUAUGUCAACAUUAUGCAACUCCAAAAAUGUAUAAAUAUACUCCAUCUUGGGCUUUGGAUUGGGAAUAUAGACGAAGCAUAUUAAAGCAAGAUGUAUUAAAUUUCAAUUGUGAUAUUAUAUGUAUGCAAGAAGUUGAAACAAAAACCUUUCAUGAAUUUUGGACACCAUUAUUAACUGAACGAGGUUAUAAAGGUAUAUUCUUUAAUAAAACAAGAGCUAAAACUAUGAGUGAAGUUGAUUCUAAAAAAGUGGAUGGAUGUGCUACUUUCUAUAAGACAAGUAAAUUCACCCUUGUUCAGAAACAAAACUUUGAAUAUAGUUCUACUUGUAUGGGAUCUGACAAAUAUAAAAAGACCAAGGAUAUGUUCAAUAGAUUUAUGAAUAAAGACAAUAUUGCAUUAAUUUCUCUUCUACAACAUAAUGAAACUGGUGAAAAAAUAGUUGUUGUUAAUACUCAUUUACAUUGGGAUCCUGCUUUUAAUGAUGUUAAAACUCUUCAAGUAGGAAUCUUAGUUGAAGAACUUCAAAGUAUAAUGAAGAAAUUUUUUCAUGCUAAUUCAUUUGAAGAAGUUAAAAAUAAUUCAUUAAUUAUUGCUGGAGAUUUUAAUUCUAUGCAAGAUAGUGCUGUUUAUGAACUUUUAUCAACUGGACUGGUUAAAAAGGAUCAUAAAGAUAUCUUAGGUAGAGAUUAUGGGAAUUUUACUGCUGAUGGAUUUCAUAAUAAAUUUAAAAUGAGUUCGGCUUAUGAUGCAGUUGGUGAAUUACCUUUCACUAAUUUUACACCUGCUUUUGUUGAAGUUAUUGAAUAUAUUUGGUAUUCAACAUCUUCAUUAAGAGUUAAAGGAUUAUUAGGUAAAGUGGAUGAAGAAUUUGCUAGUCAUUAUAUUGGAUUCCCUAAUGCUUAUUAUCCUUCUGAUCAUAUACCUCUUGUUACUAAAUUUCAAAUCAAGACUGGUGGAACUAAGAAAUUAGAUUUCAAACCAGAUUUUAAAACUGGACCUUCUAGAAAGACUUAA
Molecule: messenger RNA, 3225 nt
Organism: Scheffersomyces amazonensis
Lineage: Eukaryota; Fungi; Ascomycota; Pichiomycetes; Serinales; Debaryomycetaceae
Gene: CCR4
Product: CCR4-NOT core exoribonuclease subunit
Exons: 2
Coding region: 1-3225 (1074 amino acids)
Biological process (GO): nuclear-transcribed mRNA poly(A) tail shortening
Cellular component (GO): CCR4-NOT complex; nucleus; cytoplasm
Molecular function (GO): protein binding; poly(A)-specific ribonuclease activity
Source: RefSeq, a predicted model, not a curated record